Molecule: messenger RNA, 5459 nt
Organism: Hemicordylus capensis (graceful crag lizard)
Lineage: Eukaryota; Metazoa; Chordata; Lepidosauria; Squamata; Cordylidae
Gene: GABPB1
Product: GA binding protein transcription factor subunit beta 1
Exons: 9
Coding region: 792-2132 (446 amino acids)
Biological process (GO): positive regulation of transcription by RNA polymerase II
Cellular component (GO): nucleus
Molecular function (GO): protein binding; transcription cis-regulatory region binding
Source: RefSeq, a predicted model, not a curated record
UCCUCCCCUUUUUCCUUCGGCUUAACACUCCAGCCUGAUUUAAAAAAAAGUUUUUAGGAACUCAACAUGUGAAAUUUCCAAGCUGUAAAGACCGUCACGGGACUUUUAAUUUUAAAGAUAGAAUGUUGGAAACGAAGCCAAGAGAAGGGCCCACGCUCGAUUCAAUCACGGGCCAAAGUGACUCUACUCAUUUUUUAAAAAUUUUCUUCUUCUCAAGUCCGCAACAUCACUUCUGGCACACGUCCUCGGCUUUUUGGCAUUUGCCCAGGCCGAUUCUCCUGGGCUGGCCUGCCUUCUUGGAAGAAAACUCCGCCCGCCUCACGAACGGGAGCCGCCCCUCAGGAAAAGCGGCCGUUGAGCAGCCCCCACAGGACCCCGCCUCGCGCCAGGCGGGAAAAAAAGCAGAAGGCAGAACAUGGCGGCUCCCCUUUUCGCCUCGACCCCCCUCCUUCCUUCCGGGCUGUGCGCCUGCGCAGUGUCGAGCGCCAAGGCCCGUAUCCCUCCGCCAGUCCCCCCUCCUUUUGUCAGGGCCCAUUCGUGCCAUAAAAUAAUCCCCGGCCCCCAAUGAGGCCUAGGAGCCCCCUUCAGCCCGCAGCUCCGGGGGCGCCCCGUUUCUCCAGGCGGGAGGGGAAGAGCCCCGCCGCGCGGGCCCCUCGCCCGCCUCCCCUUCCCUCCCCGCGCUCGCGCCGCCGCCUCUCCUUCCUUCCUCGCGCCUCACCCACGGAGGAGCGGCCGCCGUGUCCUUCCGCCGGGCGCGAGCGGGGACUUUUUCGUGGGGCUUUUGGGCGCCUAUGAGAAGCGGCGGCGGCCUUGGGCGCCCCUGCUCGUCGUUCUCGCGGGCGGCGGCGGCAGCCGGGCGUGGGCAGCACGGUAAGGGAGCCUCCUCGCCUGCUCCUCUCUUCCUUCCCCCACCUCCCAUGGCCGGGCCGGCCAAGCUUUUCCAGAUGUCCCUGGUAGAUUUGGGGAAGAAGCUUUUAGAAGCUGCACGAGCAGGGCAAGAUGACGAAGUUCGCAUUUUGAUGGCAAAUGGCGCACCUUUUACCACAGACUGGUUGGGGACAUCUCCGCUUCAUUUAGCAGCACAGUAUGGGCACUAUUCAACCACUGAAGUGUUGCUUCGAGCAGGUGUGAGUCGGGAUGCCAGGACCAAAGUGGACAGGACUCCACUGCAUAUGGCUGCUUCCGAAGGCCAUGCAAGCAUCGUAGAAGUUUUACUGAAGCACGGUGCUGACGUAAACGCAAAGGACAUGCUGAAGAUGACGGCUCUUCAUUGGGCGACAGAACACAAUCAUCAGGAGGUAGUGGAACUCUUAAUAAAAUAUGGAGCAGACGUCCACACGCAAAGUAAAUUUUGCAAAACGGCAUUAGACAUUGCUAUAGACAAUGGAUAUGAAGACCUCGCGGAAAUAUUGCAGAUUGCAAUGCAGAACCAAAUCAACACAAACCCUGAAAGUCCCGACACUGUGACAAUACAUGCUGCAACACCGCAGUUCAUCAUUGGACCUGGCGGGGUGGUGAACCUAACAGGUCUAGUAUCUUUCGCAAAUACAUCAAAUGCAACAGAUGAAACAGGAGUAUCUGCUGUCCAGUUUGGUAAUUCCUCAACUUCAGUACUGGCGACUUUGGCUGCCUUAGCAGAAGCUUCAGCUCCCCUGUCCAAUUCAUCAGAAACACCAGUUGUGGCUACAGAAGAAGUUGUGACUGCAGAAUCUGUGGAUGGUGCAAUUCAGCAAGUUGUCAGCUCUGGCGGUCAGCAGGUUAUUACCAUAGUAACAGACGGCAUUCAGCUUGGAAACCUCCAUUCCAUUCCUACUAGUGGAAUGGGCCAGCCUAUUAUUGUGACCAUGCCAGAUGGACAGCAAGUACUUACAGUACCGGCAACAGACAUUGCUGAAGAAACGGUCAUCAGUGAAGAGCCACCCGUCAAGAGGCAGUGCAUUGAGAUAGUUGAAAAUCGGGUGGAGUCGGCAGAAAUAGAAGAAAGAGAAACUUUGCAGAAACAGCUGGAUGAGGCCAACCGAGAAGCCCAGAAGUACCGCCAACAGCUUCUAAAGAAAGAGCAGGAGGCAGAGGCCUACCGGCAGAAGUUAGAGGCAAUGACCCGUCUCCAAACUAGCAAAGAAGCUGUUUGAAUGGUUUGAAGCAAGAAUUCUGUAAAGCCAGUUAAGAAAACCACCGUACAAUCUGGACUUCCAUGCCGCCCAGGCACAGACCUGAGAUGAUAUGCUAGAGAAGAUGCUACAGGUUUGAAACUGGACUUAAGCCAUGAGCUCUGGUGAAUUUCUUGUAUCAUAAAAAAGAAUCCUCAGAAUUUAGACAUUUUGUGCAAAGAUAUUUAAAAAGAAAUACUGUAAAUAGUUGUUUUUUUACAGUUCCAAAAUUAGUUGCUUAAUCUUUUUGAAGAGAUCCACAAACGCGCAAAGCCAAUGUUUUUGUGGCAUGUUUUGAUUUUAGUACAAAACUGCUGAAAUACAGAACAGUUUUAAGGGUGAUAACAGUUGAUUUAAACUGACAGCGUGAAAAUGAAUUAUGUGACAGAAUCAAUUCUGGAAGCUAGCAACUUAGACCUCUGAGUAAAUACAUUUCCUGAUGGAAACCCAUUGUACAGCUUUAAGUAGUUGUCCGAGUCUCCGAAAACCUGUUUCUUUUUGUGUGUUUUUGUUUUUUUUAGAAAAGUGUAAUUUUUUAUAUUUAAUUUCUGAUAUAUUCAAGUAGAUUGACAUGUAUAUGAAGCUGAUAUUUUUUAAACUUUUCAGUUUGUACAUAUGCUGCAUGUUUUUAUAAUUUUCAUACACAUCUUACAUACGUAUUUUUCAGGAAAGAGGAGGGGAAAUUAUGAGAAAAAAUGUUUAACCUAUAGGUCACUUUUCGGGUAGGGUGGGGCGGGCGGAUAGGAGCAAGCCAGUGGAUCAUAGUUGAGUUUUUAUUUCUUAAUUGGGCAUGGCAUUUCUUGGAGGAAUGUAACUUGAGCAAAGUUUAAACAGCCAAAACCAGGAUUGAUGUACUAUAUGAAUUGUUUGAAACAAUUCCAGCUGGAGCAUGAAAUCACCUUUCUGAUAUGUCUAAUAAAUCUGUGCCACAGUCCAGUGAGUGGAAAUCUAGGUCCAGGGUCUCUUAAUUUACCCUCCCCUAAAAUACCCCUUUUGCCAAGCCAGAUAUGCCACCACUUAACAACAGGCUGUUUACUUCUAACAGCAUUGUAAACCAGAUGGGAUGCAAUGAACCCCAAAGGACAAUAGACCAUGAUCUUGGGGGACGGGGGGAAGAAACGUUCCUGGAUGGCAUCACACAUCCUCCAGCAGCCUGUAAGUGGGCCGUGUGUUGGUAAAAUGUUAGCAGCUGAGAACACACAUCCCGCAUUGGCAUGACAUCUGAACCAGUGUUCCCUGUAAUGGAAUGUACACUCUCAGUUGCUGACAUUUUACCAGCACGUUUCCAGCUUACAGAUUUGCUGGUGUCCAUGUGAAGGCUGUUGGAAACCUAUCGGCAAAUGACAAGGAGCUGUGCAUUAAGUGCACUUACUGGUCUAAAGCAGAUAUGAAUGAGUCAAUCGCAUAAAACAAUUGACGAUACCUAUGCAUGCAUUCAGUAUAUCGGGUAUACCACAAAGAUUGCACAAAUGAUGGGAAAGGGUGAAGAAACUACAUGACAAGAAAGCGUCCAGAUUUAUAUAACUUGGCAUAUAACAGAUUCACGUCUCUGCUUAAAAAGCAAGGCACAGGUGUUCAUUUUUUCAAAGUGAACGGGGAGAUGAGGUUAAGUGGAAGCCAGAGAGAGAGCCACUCUGUACCUGGGUCUCUCCUUAUGGGAUUGUGGUCCUCAUGGACUAACAGUACCCUGAUUGCCUGAACAUCUGGUUCAGUCUUCUUCAGCAAGCUCUACUGAAGUGGACAGGAAUCAUAUGGGGUUCUGAGCCACUCUCAUCCAGCUGAAGCACAGGUGAGGUUCCACCCUUGCAUUUACUCCUGCUUCACUCCUCCUGUGAUCUCCACCCCUGUUCACUUCAGUGGAGUUGCAGAGGGCGGUGGGGGGGCAUGCUUUAUUUUUAACGUUUUAAUGUUUGUGACCAUUGACUCCAUACAGCAGCUUUCUCCACAAGACAAAACGAAAUCGACAUGGCCCUCAUCAUGAAUCCUAGGAAUAGAUUACUGCAUUUAAAAUAAGCAACCCAACAGCAACCCUUUGGGUUUGUUUGCUGGGUUGAAUCUGUCCGUUGUUUCUUAAUACUCUGACCGUGUUUUGGUUUCUGCAGUAAUCCAAAAUACCACACUUGGGAAUUUCCAGCAUAUAAUGCUUUAGGUCUUAAGUGUUGUGAUAGCAGUGAAUAGGAGGGCAAUGCUAAAAGCAAUCAAAUGUAUGAGAAGUUCCCAAUGGACAGAAAUAGUAGAGCUGUUCUCACAACCAUUACUAGGGUAGGGGAAACCUCCUCCUAUUCCGGAGCUGGGUGGUGCGUUCCUGGGUUUUGAUAGCCUGUGCGGGGAAAACAAGGUUCAAGGUCGUGUGGUAAAGAACAGCUGAGUAGCAAGAUUUUUCCUCCUACCUUAUUGAGCAGCUGGCUACAGCAAACCUCUGACCCAGCUGCUGCUCACCACAUAAUCACAGAAGGAGCCCCCGACUUUGGUUUUCCUUUGCAGACGAUCAGAAAACGGGAGUUGCGCCCAGAUCGUGAACUCGAAAAGGAGGCUUCUCUUUCCCUAGUAAUGGUCGCGAGAACAGCUCCAGUGUGUGUGAGGAUUGGGAGGCCAAUCUUUAGCACCCCCCUAGGCAGUAGGUAGGGUUAGUCAGUACUAACUGGGAUUAGUGGUGAAACCGAUGGGACUGAAUGAGAGCCUCAAAACCCACACCUGGUUGACGCAUGCAGGAGAAUGAGGUGGUAAAAGGAAUGGGGCCACUUCCAGUGGGAGGCGCCAUUUCUGAAUGCUUCCACAUGUUUUUUUGGUGGUUUUUUUUAAAAAAAAAAUCUCCCUGCAGGAAGAAAACUAGCAGGAUAGCAAAAAUGGUUCUAGCCCAGCCUUCUCCCUGAUGUGCUAGUUUCUACUUGCAGGGAGGGCUUUGUUAGUUAGUUUGUUUGGCAGUAUUCAGAAGUGUGAUUUUGCCCCCAUCUGCAUUCUCCAGUGGUACAGUCCUUUAUCAUCUGAUUCUGCUGCAAAUGUAAACCAGCCAUAGUGGCUGGACCAAGCAUAAAAUCCAGUCAUUUGUGGCUUCUAGACCUUCACUUAGACCACACUGCCUUAAAAAUUUAUUGAGUGCUGUACUGCAUUACACUUCAAACUACUGUGCAGCUCCUUUAUUUAAAAGUUAUACCUUGUCUUUGAUUUGUGCUUUGCCGUGUCUAUGUUUCAGUGCUUUUAUGAAAAUGUAUAACUUUAUAAAUUCUCAAGAUUACCUAUUCAAAAUAAUUGCCCUUAAAACUGUACUCUGGCCUACUUUUCUAUUUACAAUUAAAUAUCUUUUCCACA